CAGGCGGAGAUCUCUUGGCGGUGGCCGGUGGACGGGCCCGAUCUGCGCCACUGUGUGUUCCCCUCUCAUCCCCCCCGGGAUCGCACAGUCCGGGAGAGGAGCCCGGCGGCCGGCCGUCUACCCUCCGCCGUGUGGGGUCUCAGGAGCCCGGUCUGGCCCCGCGGGUCCAAGAACCUUCAGGACGGCGGCUAAUCAGCGCUGAGUUAUGACGCUGUCACAGAACGUUUCAAGAUUUUUCUCUUUUGUGACGCCUCAGACUGACAGAGAAAGCUGUGCCGACCCCCCAGCUGCAAUGAUCUAAGUUACUGGAUGAUAGAAAGACCCUCAUCAUGGCAGGCCUGCAGCUCCUGACCCCGGCCUCCUCACCCAUGGGCCCCUUCUUUGGACUGCCCUGGCAGCAGGAGGCGAUCCAUGAUAAUAUAUACACCCCUAGGAAAUAUCAGGUGGAGCUGCUGGAAGCAGCUUUGGACCACAAUACUAUAGUGUGUUUGAACUCAGGCUCAGGGAAGACGUUCAUCGCCGUACUACUUACUAAAGAGCUGUCCUAUCAGAUACGGGGAGACUUUCAUAAAUCCGCCAAGAGAACAGUGUUCCUGGUCAAUUCUGCUAAACAAGUUGCCCAGCAAGUUUCCGCGGUCCGCACCCACUCGGAUCUGAAGGUCGGGGAAUAUUCCAGUCUAGAAGUUGUGGAAAGUUGGCCAAAAGAAAAAUGGCAGGAAGAGUUUGUGGCCCAUCAGAUCCUGGUUAUGACCUGUCACAUCUUCCUCAAUGUCCUGAAGAGCGAAAGCCUCCACUUAUCCAACAUCAACCUCCUGGUGUUCGACGAGUGCCACCUCGCCAUCCAGGAUCACCCUUAUCGCGAGAUCAUGAAGAUCUGUGAAGGUUGCCAGACAUGUCCACGAAUCUUGGGACUGACCGCGUCCAUACUGAACGGGAAAUGUGACCCCCGCGACCUUAAAGAGAAGAUCCAGAAGCUGGAGGAAAUUCUGAAGAGUAAUGCUGAAACGGCAACUGAUCUGGUGGUUUUAGACAGGUACGCCUCCCAGCCUUGUGAGAUUGUACUGGACUGUGGCCCCUAUCAUGACAAAAGCGGACUCUAUCAGAGGCUCCUGUCUGAACUGGAGGACGCGCUGCACUUCCUGGAUGACUGUAACAUUCCCAUUGUAUCUAAAGAGAGAGAUUCGACAUCCAUCUCCAAACAGAUUCUCUCUGACUGCCGGGCGGUGCUGCUCGUCCUCGGUCCGUGGUGUGCGGAUAAAGUCGCCGGGAUGAUGGUGAGAGAACUUCAGAAAUACAUAAAGCACGAGCAGGAAGAGCUGCACCGGAAAUUCCUGCUGUUUACAGACACCAUCCUAAGGAAGAUCCACGCUCUGUGUGAGGAGCACUUCUCCCCCGCCUCCCUCGACCUGAAGUUCGUCACCCCCAAAGUCAUCAAGCUACUAGAAAUCCUGCGCAAGUACAAGCCCUACGAGCGCCAGCAGUUCGAGAGCGUGGAGUGGUACAACAACCGCAACCAGGAUAACUACGUGUCUUGGAGCGACUCCGAGGACGACGACGAUGAUGAGGACGAGGAGAUAGAGGAGAAAGAGAAGACCGAGACCAGCUUCCCCUCGCCUUUCACCAACAUCUUGUGCGGGAUCAUCUUUGUUGAGCGGAGAUACACGGCAGUCGUCUUGAAUAGGUUGAUCAAGGAGGCCGGGAAGCAGGACCCGGAGCUGGCUUACAUUAGCAGCAACUUCAUAACUGGACACGGCAUCGGAAAGAACCAGCCCCGAAACAAGCAGAUGGAAGUGGAGUUCAGAAAACAGGAGGAGGUUCUCCGAAAGUUCAGAGCUCAUGAGACCAACUUGCUCAUUGCCACCAGCAUCGUGGAGGAGGGCGUGGACAUCCCCAAAUGCAACUUGGUGGUCCGCUUUGACCUGCCAACUGAGUACAGGUCAUAUGUUCAGUCUAAAGGUCGGGCCCGGGCCCCUAUCUCUAACUACAUCAUGUUGGCGGACACGGACAGGAUCAAGGGGUUCGAAGAGGAUCUGAAAACCUAUAAAGCCAUCGAGAAGAUCCUGCGGAAUAAAUGCUCCAAGUCUAUGGACUGUGGGGACACGGAGUCUGACCCCAUUGUGGAUGAUGACGGGAUCUUUCCUCCAUACGUGCUGCGGCAGGAUGAUGGCAGCCCAAGGGUUACCCUAAACAAUGCAAUUGGCCACAUUAAUCGGUAUUGUGCCCGGCUGCCCAGUGACCCCUUCACUCAUCUCGCUCCGAAAUGUAAAAACCGCGAGGUGUCCAAUGGUCUGUACCAGUCAACCCUUUACCUGCCAAUCAACUCUCCGCUCAGAGCCCCCAUUCUUGGCCCAUCCAUGAGCUGUGCCAGGGUUGCUGAACGAGCGGUGGCUCUCAUAUGCUGCAAGAUGUUGCACCAGAUCGGUGAACUGGAUGACCAUUUAAUGCCGGUCGGCAAGGAGACUGUAAAAUACGAGGAGGAGCUUGAUCUACAUGAUGAGGAAGAAACCAGUGUCCCAGGCCGACCAGGCUCGACCAAGAGAAGGCAGUGCUACCCUAAGGCGAUCCCUGAAUGCCUGAAGAACAGUUAUCCAAAGCCAGGCCAGCCGUGCUAUCUGUAUGUGAUCGGAAUGGUAUUGACAACCCCUCUACCUGAUGAACUGAACUUCAGGAGGCGGAAGCUCUAUCCUCCUGAAGACACAACGCGAUGCUUCGGCAUCCUGACUGCCAAACCCAUACCUCAGAUCCCACACUUCCCGGUCUACACCCGUUCUGGAGAAGUGACCAUAUCGAUUGAGCUGAAGAAGUCUGGAUUUACAUUAACAUUGCAACAACUGGAGCUCAUCACCCGGCUGCACCAGUACAUCUUCUCUCACAUCCUUCGUCUUGAGAAACCUGCACUAGAAUUCAAGCCCACCGCAGCCGACGCUGCCUAUUGUGUUCUACCUCUCAAUGUUGUUAAUGACUGUGGCACUUUGGAUAUAGAUUUUACAUUUGUGGAAGAUAUUGAGAAAUCGGAAGCUCGUACUGGCAUUCCUAGUACUCAGUAUUCAGCCGAGAAUCCUUUUAUUUUCAAACUAGAAGACUACCAGGAUGCAGUUAUCAUUCCAAGAUAUCGCAAUUUUGACCAGCCUCAUCGAUUCUACGUAGCUGAUGUAUACACUGACCUUACUCCACUCAGUAAAUUCCCUUCCCCAGAAUAUGAAACGUUUGCUGAAUAUUAUAAAACAAAGUACAACCUCGACUUGACAAACCUCAAUCAGCCACUCUUGGAUGUCGACCACACCUCAUCACGCCUGAACCUGCUGACUCCACGCCACCUGAAUCAGAAGGGGAAGGCUCUCCCAUUAAGCAGCGCCGAAAAAAGGAAAGCCAAGUGGGAAAGUUUACAGAACAAACAGAUUCUGGUUCCAGAACUCUGUGCUAUUCACCCCAUCCCAGCGUCCUUGUGGAGGAAAGCUGUGUGCUUGCCAAGCAUUCUGUAUCGCCUGCAUUGUCUCCUGACGGCAGAGGAGCUGAGGGCCCAGACGGCCAUCGAUGCAGGCGUUGGCGUGGAAGCCCUUCCUGAGGAUUUCCGAUAUCCCAAUUUGGAUUUCGGGUGGAAAAGGUCCAUCGAUAGUAAAUCGUUCACCUCGAGCCUCAGCCCCCCGACAUCCGACCCAGUGAGUGACUCCAAACUGGGUGUGGCUGUGAUCCCUGACCUUGCGGCUAAACUGGAUGCCCCCGCAGAAAACCAUGACCAAAUGUCUGUGAACUGUUCAGAGCCCUGUCCGAAAUCUCCCAGCAUCCUCCAGGCAGCGCCUGCACCAGGCGAUCUCAAAGUGUUUAACGGCGUCUCCUGCAACGGUCUUACAAAUGGCGAUGGCGACGUUUGCCCGGGGAGUCGGUCGACUUGCUGCAAACAACUACCUGUUCAAUCCUCUACCUCAUUAACCCUUGAGAAUAUUCCUAUUGAGAACCAGCCGGCUGCCAACAGUGAAUGUACUGUGAGUGACAAUAACGCUACCAAACCUACCUCAGGUGGGAGUCCCGGCCCCGCGGCCAGUACGGACGCCGUAUCUGUGGUGAACGGUGGAAAGUGCGAACUCGGGACUUCCAACGGGUACUCCUCAAAGACUCUCGGGCCCAACCCUGGUCUUAUCCUGCAGGCUUUGACGUUGUCCAAUGCCAGUGAUGGGUUUAAUCUGGAGCGUCUUGAAAUGUUGGGUGACUCCUUUCUGAAACACGCCAUCACCACCUACCUGUUCUGCACCUACCCCGAUGCUCAUGAGGGUCGUCUUUCUUACAUGAGAAGCAAGAAGCUUAGAAGAUCAGAGGAGGAUGAGGAGAAAGAAGAAGACAUUGAGGUGCCGAAGGCCAUGGGGGACAUAUUUGAGUCCCUUGCGGGAGCCAUCUAUAUGGACAGCGGGAUGUCACUGGAAACCGUAUGGCAGGUGUAUUACCCCAUGAUGAGACCAUUGAUAGAAAAGUUUUCGGCUAACGUUCCUCGAUCCCCUGUGCGAGAAUUGUUGGAAAUGGAGCCUGAGACUGCCAAGUUCAGCCCGGCGGAAAGGACGUACGACGGCAAAGUUCGCGUCACAGUGGAAGUUGUAGGAAAAGGCAAAUUCAAAGGGGUCGGCAGGAGUUACAGGAUUGCCAAAUCGGCGGCUGCUAGACGAGCCCUCAGAAGCCUCAAAGCAAAUCAACCUCAGGUCUCCAGCAGCUGAGAUCUCGUCACCGGCCGCCGCAGCGAACACCCACUCAGACAACCGAUACAGCGUAACCCUAUGACCACGAGCGAAACGGCAUCCCAGAAUGAUAUCCGCGAGAAGCAACACGCCUUGUGAGACCCCCCUCCCCCACCUAGUCUGGACCUCUCUGCAAGCAACCUGCAGUGCAUUGUGGGAAACAUUAACAGCGUGCAAACACAAUCCGGUCACGUGUCCUGCGGUGUCCUCACGAGCGCUGUAACUACCUGUCUCAACCCGGACUCCAUCUCGAAUGCUUCUAUUUUUGGGGGGAUUAGGGGGUCAAGAUCAAACUUUGCCCUCUUGAGGGGGGGGGAAUCAAGUUUAUGCACCUGUGAAUGAAAUCCGUAGAUAUAUAUUCGCAUAUGUCAGCAUUUUCUUCACGUUUCGAGGGCUGUUGUGUUUUUUUUUGUUGUUUUUUUAUCAUUUUUUUAUCUGAUGCGAUGGGAGCUCCAAGUCUUUCCUCACCGUGUUUCAUGCAAGAAAAGCCGUAACCUUAUACAAUUUACAUUGCACUUAUAGGGACACCAUUAUGUGUCAAGGACCGAAUGAAAGGAUGAGAGUUUCAAACGGAAUAAAAUAUAUAUAUACAUUUAUCUCCCACAAAUUUUCUAACAAUAAUUCCUCCUGCCUUACAGACACCAGACCUUUUUAUUAGGACACGUCUACUAGAUUUCAAGAUUCGAUGCACAUGCAGUAAGAAUUUCGGAGAAUUUAUUUUUCUUCUUCCCUGAUAAGUUAAGGCGGCCGAGGGAAAUUUGUAUUGCAACAAAAAAAAAA
Molecule: messenger RNA, 5504 nt
Organism: Hyla sarda
Lineage: Eukaryota; Metazoa; Chordata; Amphibia; Anura; Hylidae
Gene: DICER1
Product: dicer 1, ribonuclease III
Biological process (GO): pre-miRNA processing; siRNA processing; apoptotic DNA fragmentation
Cellular component (GO): RISC complex; cytoplasm; nucleus
Molecular function (GO): ribonuclease III activity; deoxyribonuclease I activity; RNA binding
Source: RefSeq, a predicted model, not a curated record